AUGGAGCAAUUGAGUGACGCCCUGGUGCGUGAGGUCGCUGACCCCAACGCCAUCGACUGGAAGGCUCCCGCAAACAUGUCCACAGGCCCUUCCGCUUACUACCAUCACCUCAAUGGAGUCAACCAGCCUGUUAAUAUGCUCUGGAAGCAAGUCCUCUGGUGGACUUUGGGUGGUAUGGGAUUUAUCAUGCUGGCUAUUCGUAUCGGAACAUUGGUUUGGUCGAAGCUUCGCCAUGUGGCCGCCAUGUCUGAACCCCGCGAGAAGCAAGGAUACUGGAAGAUUUCACAAUGGAGUUGGAUGCCCUCUCUCAAGAAGCAUCUGGUCUACGCCCCUCUCUUCUACAAGCGCCACAACCGCGAAUUCCGCCUCUCUUCCGCCAUGAAUGUUGGGACACUCCCAUCUCGUUUCCACUCCUUAAUCCUUUUCAUCUACAACGGGAGCAACCUUGCUUACAUGCUGGUUCUUGACUGGAAUCAAGAAAACAAGUAUGCCCUUGCAGCUGAGAUGCGAGGCCGCUCUGGAACCCUCGCUCUGGUCAACAUGGUCCCUCUCAUCAUCUUUGCCGGCCGCAACAACCCCUUGAUCGGCAUGCUCUGCAUCAGUUUCGACACCUACAACCUGCUACACCGCUGGCUGGGCCGGCUCACUGUCUUCCAGGUUGUAAUCCACACCAUUGCCUGGUGCAUUCCUGCCGUCGCCGACAGGGGCUUCCAAGGCAUGGUCGACCUCUCUCUCACUCAUGCUUUCUACUGGUCUGGCUGGAUUGGUACGAUCACCAUGGUCAUUCUUUUGAUCACUGCCUUCUCCCCGAUCCGACACGCAUUCUAUGAGACAUUCCUCAACAUCCACAUCGUCACCGCCCUCAUUGCCUUCAUCAUGACUGUGAUUCACUGCCUUGACUCUAACCUUGGUGCCCCUCUUCCUCAAUAUCCCUGGAUCAUUGCCAUCUGCCUGAUCUGGGCCCUUGAGCGAUUUGCCCGCUUUAUCCGCCUUGCCUGGACCAACUAUGGCUCGACUGGUAUGACCUACGCUGUCUGUGAGCCUAUGCCUGGUGAGGUUACCCGUGUCACGAUGCACCUGCCUCGAUAUGUUAGGAUUAAGCCAGGUACCCACGCUUACCUUCGAUUCUUCGGCAUCCGAUCUUGGGAGAGCCACCCGUUCUCCACCGCCUGGGUCGAGCAUAACCACGGUUCUCACACCUCGCUUCCUGUCUCCGAGAAGGACCCACUUGCCAAUAUCAGCCGCGACUCUUCCUCGACCAGCGUCUCAUUCCUCGUUGGUGCCCAGACAGGCAUGACCAAGCUUCUAUACGAAAGGGUUAGCCAGAGUUGCAGCAUCGGUGGCAGCAUGAGAAUCAAGGCCGCCCUCGAAGGACCUUACGCCGGACACCACAGCCUCGACUCGUACGGCCACGCUGUGCUCUUUGCUGGCUCAACGGGCAUCACCCACCAGCUAUCCUAUCUUCGACAUCUCCUCCAAGGCUACAAUGAUGGCACUGUUGCUACGCGUCGUUUGACUUUGGUAUGGAUUAUCCGAGACUUCGGUUCCCUCGAGUGGGUCCGACCCUACAUGGACCAGAUCCUACGCAUGCCCAACCGAAAAGAUAUCCUUCGCAUCCAGAUCUUCGUUACACGCCCACAGAACCCGAGCGACGUUACCAGCGCCAGCAAUACUGUUCGCAUGUUCCCUGGACGACCGAAUAUUCCCCUUCUCCUGGUCAAGGAGAUCCAAGAGCAGGUUGGCGCCAUGUGUGUCACAGUCUGUGGCCCAGGUGCCUUGGCUGAUGAUGUGAGAGGUGCUGUAAGGGCAGUACAGGGCGAGACCGUCGUGGAUUUUGUUGAGGAGAGCUUCACAUGGUAA
Messenger RNA from Clonostachys rhizophaga, 1860 nucleotides. NCBI's taxonomy places the organism in Eukaryota, Fungi, Ascomycota, Sordariomycetes, Hypocreales, Bionectriaceae. The record is from the annotation of a GenBank genome assembly.